Messenger RNA from Saccostrea echinata, 4570 nucleotides. Its product is annotated as receptor-type guanylate cyclase Gyc76C-like. The transcript has 21 exons. The record is from RefSeq and is a predicted model, not a curated record. Gene Ontology annotation, biological process: protein phosphorylation; receptor guanylyl cyclase signaling pathway; intracellular signal transduction. NCBI's taxonomy places the organism in Eukaryota, Metazoa, Mollusca, Bivalvia, Ostreida, Ostreidae. Bases 435 to 4163 code for a protein of 1242 amino acids. Gene Ontology annotation, molecular function: guanylate cyclase activity; peptide receptor activity; protein kinase activity.
ACGUUUUACCCGAUGAAAUCCCCAAAUCUAUGGAAGGAAUUCAUCUUUUAACAUGUGGUCAGUUUUUAAUUUCAAUGGGGAGGAAUUACAACCGAUAACAACUCCCUUUUAAAUUACCUCUCUCUCGAAAAUUGUGUAUUUACACAUACUUACUGGAGGUACGCUAAUUUCACUGGAGGAUUCAUUUAAUAAGAAUUCAAGAUGUGUUGAUCAAGAGAGUGCGUUAAAAUGAGCAAAUAUCGUCGCCAGUGAGAAACACAAUGGGACCAAUCAGCAAUUAUACAUUUUGGAUUUACAUAGCUAUUUAAACUCUAUAAUGAUCAAUGAUAUUGGGAAAAAUAUUUGCAUACAUAUAAAAGUAGGAACUCCCUUUAGAAGUAUAUAUGAGAAAAUCCAAAGGAGUGCUGAUGUUGUGUGUAUAAUUGUAAAUUUUAAUGUCCAUGUGUAACCUAAACGUCUUCUUGUUUUUUGCGUGUGCUUGUGUCUUGUGUAGCCCAGUAUCUAUGUCAAAUGUAACCAAACCACUUAAGAUUUCAUUCCUGGCCUCUCGUACGUUCUAUGGUGAACUUUUAUAUGGGGGAGCCUUUUAUCGUGCCAUUGAUGAUAUCAACAAGGAUGACAGUCUUUUACCCGGCUAUGUUUUGGAGCCGAUAUUUGCCGACACUCAUUCGGAUAUUCUACAGACAGUGGGGUACAUGACAGAACAUAAGAUAAAUGGUACCCUUGGUUUCAUUGGUCCGGAGGGUGCCUGUGGAAUCGCGGCCACCAAUGCCGCAUCCUGGAACAUGCCCAUGGUGGUGUAUAGAUGUCACGACUCGGAGUUAUCAGGAGACCCUCAGUUAGAAAGAAGAAUCCGCCAAACGUUUGUAAGAACAGAACCGUCAACAUCUAAAGUCUCCAAGUCCAUAACUUCGUUACUGUUGCAUUUCAACUGGCGCAAAAUCAGCCUCGUUCUGGGUAACCGAACAGUAUGGAAUCAGACGGCAGAAAAUCUGAAAUCCUUACUGAGGGAAAAUGAUAUCGAAAUUCGUAAAGAGGUUCUCUUUCAAGAGCCUUAUUUUCCUAGCCUAGAUAUGUCAAAAUACGUUCACGCCACCGUCAUGUCAACACGAAUUUAUGUUUUCCUUGGUGACUAUCACGCUCUCAUAGACUUUGUCCGAAGUUUGGACAAACAACCAAAAGACAACGGAGAUUUUGCAGUUAUAACAGUUUUGGAUGAACAACCCACCUCAAAACUUAAACACUUUUUGAAAACUCCGUUUGAGACAGAAUUGAAGGAUGAACAUUGGAUGGCCUUCCGCAAUGUUCUGGUUAUAUCCCCUCGUUCUCCCAGUAACCCGGAGUGGGACAGUUUUAUUGACGAUGUGCGCAUGCGUAAUAUGGAGCCACCAAUAAGUCUGCCACGCCCGCCACCUUCAUUGAACGUAACGGUUCAACAGGUUGUACCGAUUCAAGCUGCCCAUUUGUACGAUGCCGUUAUGGUGUUGGCACGCGCACUAGAUACUGUAAUAUCAAACAAUGGAAGUAGUCUCAAAAACGGCAGAGACAUUGUUUCAAACAUCCAGAAAGCUUCUUUUAAAAGUAUCCAAGGUUUUGAUGUUUACGUGGACGAGACUGGUGACGCAGAAGGCAAUUACUCACUCCUGUCCUUGACAAUGCCAGCGGAAGGUCGGCCUUUCCUCGGUCCUGUCGGCUGUUUCAAUAGAUACUCCAGCGACCUUGGAGUGCUUGAGUUUAUUCUUAAUAAAGAAAUAAAGUGGACGAUGGGACAGGUUCCUAGAGAUGAACCGCCGUGUGGAUUCGACGAGGAAAAAUGUCAAUAUGAACCUGACUGGAAGCUGGCCACCAUAUGUAGUGUGAUAGCGGCAGCUGUCUGUGUCGGAAUGGUGUUUGUGUGCAGGCACUACUUAUACGAACAAAAGAUUGCUAGGCUUCUUUGGAAGCUAGAGUACAAAGAUCUAAUGUUCAUAGACAAUGUUGAAGAGGUCAUAUCUCCGGCCAAAAGAAAGAAGCGAAGUAGUGAAUAUUUCCCAAGUCUGUUCCCUAAAUAUUAUAGUUACUUAAUGGGUCUAUCACGCAGCGAUCUAAUAAAGAGAAAGUCACACACAUCUUGGAGGUUCCUCAUCGAUGGCGACGAAUCAGGGAGGUCGACACUUCUCGGUACCACAAAAUCUGACUCAGGAAGGUCGACAUUUUUCGGUAACAAGUCCGACAAGAAGGGCAGUACUCGUGGCUCAGUAGCCACACAUCCCAUAAAAGUAGGCUCCUAUAAAGGGACCAUGGUCUCCAUAAAGAUACUGACCAGGAAGAGCCUAGAUAUGAACCAGUCACUAAAAAAACAACUCUAUAUCAGAAAAGAACUCACCCAUGAUAACAUCAACAAGUUUAUAGGGGUCUGUGUGGAAUCCCCACAUCUAUAUAUAGUAACACAGUACUGCGCCAGGGGAAGUCUUAAGGACAUUCUGAAAAAUGAGGACAUUUAUCUGGACGAUAUGUUCAUCGCCUCCCUUGUGGCGGAUUUAAUCAAGGGAAUGAUCUUCAUUCAUGACAGUGAAAUUGGUUUCCAUGGGAAUCUGAAAUCUUCCACCUGUUUGGUGGAUAGUCGAUGGGUUCUCCAGAUCGCCGAUUUUGGUCUGCAGCAGUUGUUAAGCAAAGAAACAAGUAUCAAAGGGGACACAGAGAGUCAUUACGAUGAAUUGUUAUGGACCGCACCAGAAUUGCUGCGCUCAAAAAAUGCUCACACUUACGGAACUCAGAAAGGGGACACAUACUCCUUCGCUAUCAUUCUGUAUGAAAUUCACGGACGAGAAGGUCCUUGGGGAAACACAAAAUACACGCCAUCAGAAAUUGUCAACCACGUGAUACGUGACGCUGCUGAGGCCCCCUUCCGGCCUGAUAUAACCAGAUUGUCCUGUGAAGACUUUAUUAAACAGUGUAUCACCGAAUGCUGGCAUGAAGCCCCCGACUUCAGACCUGACUUUAAGUACAUCAGAGUCCGUCUGAAACCCAUGCAGCAGGGACUGAAACCAAAUAUAUUUGAUAACAUGUUGGCUAUCAUGGAGAAGUAUGCAAACAACCUCGAAGCUCUGGUUGCAGAGAGAACUGAGCAGCUGUCGGAAGAAAAACAGAUGACGGAGAAUCUUCUUUUCCGAAUGUUACCAAGGCCAAUAGCUAAUAAGCUGAAGAGGGGUCAUUACGUAAAUCCUGAGAGCUACGACUGUGUAACCAUGUAUUUCAGUGAUAUUGUGGGGUUCACCGCCCUGUCCGCAGAGAGCACACCCAUGCAGGUUAUUGACAUGCUGAAUGAAUUGUACACUUGUUUUGAUUCAAUCAUUGCCCAUUAUGACGUAUACAAAGUGGAGACAAUCGGUGAUGCCUACCUAGUUGUCAGUGGGCUUCCGAUACGCAAUGGCGAUAACCACGCGGGAGAGAUUGCAUCAAUGUCACUCAAACUCUUGUCUGCUAUACUCUCCUUUAAAAUAAAACACAGGCCUGAUGAUACAUUAAAAUUACGUAUUGGUAUACAUUCAGGUCCAGUAGUAGCAGGUGUUGUUGGACUGCGCAUGCCCCGUUAUACAUUAUUUGGAGACACAGUUAACACUGCAUCUCGUAUGGAAACCAAUGGACUACCUUUGAAGAUUCAUUGUAGCAGUCAGUUUAAGGCCAUUCUGGAUAAGUUAGGAGGAUACACUCUAACGGAAAGAGGAUUCGUUAGCAUGAAGGGGAAAGGAGAUCAGUUCACUUACUUUUUAGAAUCUGAGGACGAAUCUUAUCGGACCAAACGAUUAGAAUCAAUGGAAAGAGCCUCAAGCUUCUCUACGAAACCCACAUUGAAUAUUGUUGGUUGUCGUAAAUGCAGUGGACAUGUGUGUGAUUCCUACUCGCUUAACAAUACCUACGAGAAAUGUAGUGGGUAUUCCGAUUACUGUAGUGACUGUCUCAGGAACAGCAUGCCAAAGUUUGUGUCUGAACAGAACGUCGAGUGCAAUACUGGUUCUUAUGAGGACGACUUUAGGCAGAAUCUGGAAAACAAUAAUACUCGAUCUCAUUCCGACACCUGCGAAUUUUGGCGGGAAAGUGAAGUGCAAAUGCCAUUGAUGGACAGUAACGGUGGCUUGGGGUUUUAUGGAACCGAAGUUUUAUCAGAUGAAAGUGUAUUGUGAUGCUUAUGAAUUUCUGGUUUCUUAAAUAAAAAAAAUCGUAAUAUAUAUUCACGAAAGAUACGUACAAUCUGUGAUAUUUAAGGUGUCCAAAUGUUAUAGAACUGCAUUUCAAUUACUAUAUUUAUUCUAAAAACCAAUCAAAAUUCAUAAUAACGAAUAGUGCUAGGAUGAUGUUGCUUGCAAUGAAAAUUUGUUUUUGAUGAAGAUUUAAGAAAUGUGUUCGAUUGUGUAUUUUAAUCAUUUCAUUUUCUACAGUGCAAUUAGAUAUUUCUUUGAAAUAACACUUGUAAUGGCUGGGUUUACUAUGUUUAAAUUAAAAGUUAUUAAUGGUGAUUUGAAAGGCGUUGGAAUCUGAUAUCCCUUGGAGAAUGUUAUACAUGUAUUCUUUUCUAUGUCAAAGUUGUUGA